This is a messenger RNA of Aspergillus niger, 1989 nucleotides long. RefSeq lists its product as uncharacterized. Lineage: Eukaryota; Fungi; Ascomycota; Eurotiomycetes; Eurotiales; Aspergillaceae. The transcript has 7 exons. The coding region runs from base 1 to 1989 and encodes 662 amino acids. The record is from RefSeq and is a predicted model, not a curated record. Gene Ontology annotation, biological process: DNA-templated transcription. Gene Ontology annotation, molecular function: zinc ion binding; DNA binding.
AUGAUUCCUGCCCCAGUCACAGCUUCCUCGGAUGAUCGCAGACACCAGAUCACUGACAAGCAGACGCUAGAAUGCCCACCAGCCAACAGAAAUCAACUCCUAGGCGCCAUCAGCGAUCAACGAUCGCUUGUGAGACCUGCAGAAAUCGCAAAGCUUCGUCGCAAUCGGACUUCUAGAGUACAGCAUCUUCACACCCCUUCGAACAACGCCCUGCCGGGGGUGAACCGCGCCACCCGGCCUCAGGAUAUUUCAUCGCCUGCUUCUGACCAUCCCCGAGAGACAAUAAACCGCUACGAGACCGAUCUUAUAUCGAGGAGGGAGACUCCUUUGCUGCCAAAUAAUGCAGAAAGUGAGGAGCGAUACGGGCUCGAGAUUGCUGCUGCUGCGUUGGGACAACCUCGAAGAGCAGGCGGAGUGCCUUUCUACUCCGGAGCAGGAACUGGGCCAACAUCUGCUUUGGAAAUCUGCUUGUCUGACCAGUCACUGUCAAAACAUUUCCUCGUGCCGUCGAGUCCGGCUGUACAUCUCGCCGAAGAGGAUAAGAAGUAUCUCGAAAGCAAGGGUGUAUUCACAAUGCCAGCCCCCGCAACAUGCGAUAGUCUUUUACGAGCCUACUUCCAUCACGUGCAUCCGAUCAUGCCAAUCCUUGAGCCAGACGUGAUUCUCGAACACCACCGCACUGCCCGAUUACCGGAAAACAACGUCUUGAUAUUUUGGUGCAUCUUCUUUGUGGCGUCGAACUUUAUUCCUCCCCAGGUAUACGAGCAGGAAGGGUACGGAUCGCGCAAAGAGAUGAAGGCCGCGAUGUAUGCUCGGGCAAACAUAAUUCUACUGCAAGCAUCGUUGCUGAUGGCAUUUUGGCAUUCCGAAGCGGAUGAACACACACAACCAUGGUACUGGAUGGGCAUUGCCAUUAGCUUCUGCCAAAUGCUAGGCCUCCAUCGAGACCCAGAUCUAUCCACAUACAAUUCCUCGAUCACGGAUCGCCAGCGACACCUUUGGCGAAGAUUAUGGUGGUCCUGCUUUUCGCGCGAUCGAUGGUUGAGCCUGACCUUGGGCAGACCGUUGCGAAUCAACCUCCACGAUUGUGAUACGCCAAAGCCAUCCGUUGAUGACUUUCUGAGCGAUGUUGUAGGCCUGUCUCCGCAGAUGACAUCCUACCUACCAGAAAACCUGAAGGUAUUGGCCAGCCAUUGGGUUAAGUAUCUGGAAAUCAGUGCUAUAUUAGGCGAUGUGAUUAGCAUGCACUACCAGGCGAGUAAGCCUAGGCCGUCGCUAAAAAAUGUCAAUGACAUGGAGAUCAAGAUAUCCCAAUGCACUGUUCCAGAACAAGACGAUCCGAGUUUAUCUCGUGUUGCUAUCUUCGGCAUCUACCACCUCCAGUUGCACUACCAUGCACUUGCGGGAUCAUUCUAUCGGCCGUUUAUUACUACGUUACCGAAAGACCUCGACCCAGUUGACAAAGAAGGCUGGACACAUCGUAUGCGACUGAAGGCCGACGCAGCAGCUUCUCACACAAACACUGUCGUCGAAGCUAUGGCCCAAGACGGCCUGCUUGAAUUUUCAGGGCCCAUGACACCUCCCCUCCUAGUCCCAGCAAUGCAAACCAACCUCCUCAACUGCAAGAUUGGCAACUCCUUAUCUAAACGACUUCGCUUCAACAAACUUAGUAUGUGCAUGAUGGUGAUGGAAGAACUUCAAAAAACAUACACCGUUGCGUCCAUAUACCGCGCGAUCUUCGCAAGGGCCAUCCAGCUGCUCUUUCCAGAGAAUACAGAGACUACUUUACCAGGAUACCCUGAUGCUGGCGCCGACCAUAAUCUAACCGAUACAUCGCGAUUGGAAGAAACUGGUGAUGUUAUGGGGACAGCGGAGAUCGGGGCCAUAAAUGCGCCGGGUUAUAAUGAUAUUUCGGCGGAUGCUUUCGUCGAUCUGCUCAUGGAUGAAGCGUCUAUAUUCAAUUUCUGGGAUACGUGGACCGGAACUUGA